This is a messenger RNA of Iphiclides podalirius (scarce swallowtail), 954 nucleotides long. Lineage: Eukaryota; Metazoa; Arthropoda; Insecta; Lepidoptera; Papilionidae. The record is from the annotation of a GenBank genome assembly.
AUGUCAGACGUAGAGGUUGAAAUUCCAACAACGUUCAAAAAGAGAACUUUAAAGAACAGAGGUGGAAGAAAGCGAAAAACAUCCAGCUCAGAAGAAAAAAACAGUUCAGACUCAGAAGAACAGACAGUGGUGUUACCGGCAAAGAGGCAACAAAAAGCAAACCCAAACAUACAGUCUACAGCAGGUUCAAAAAGACAAAAACCUGAGAUUGACGUGAGCAAUGACAGUAGUAGUGAUGAGGACAAGAUAUCAAAGUCACGGACAACGCUAUCAGUACAACAGCAGAGGGAGAAUGCAACUGCCACAUAUGAGUUGGAUACUGAGAGGGACAAAGAUGCACAAGCUAUCUUUGAGAAGGCCCAGAAGAUUAAUGAGGAUUUGCAGGGCCAAGCAGAUGAUAAGGUAUACCGCGGUAUAAAUAACUAUGCGCAGUAUUACAAGAAGCGCGACACAGCCGCUGGAAACGCCAGCUCGGGUAUGGUGAGAAAAGGGCCUAUAAGGGCACCGGCCAACUUGAGAGCUACUGUCAGAUGGGACUACCAACCUGACAUAUGCAAGGAUUACAAAGAAACUGGCUUCUGUGGCUUCGGAGACUCCUGCAAGUUCCUGCACGACCGUUCCGACUACAAGCACGGCUGGCAGCUGGAGAGGGAGGAGGCGGAGGGGGGAGGGAACAGGGGGGCGGGGGGCGGGGACUCCGACUACGAGAUCCACAGCGACGAGGAGCUGCCCUUCAAAUGCUUCAUUUGCCGCGAGAGCUUCACCGACCCAGUUGUGACCAAAUGCAAGCACUACUUCUGCGAGAAAUGCGCCCUGCAGAACUACAAGAAGUCGACACGUUGCUACAUUUGCAACACGCAGACCAGCGGCAUGUUCAACCCCGCCAAGGAGCUGGAAGCGAAGCUCAAGAGCAGGGAAGCAAUGGCGGACAGCGAUACUGAUGACGACGGCGAC